This is a messenger RNA of Phytophthora infestans T30-4, 2202 nucleotides long. Its product is annotated as calcineurin-like phosphoesterase. Gene Ontology annotation, molecular function: protein serine/threonine phosphatase activity; calcium ion binding. The record is from RefSeq and is a predicted model, not a curated record. Lineage: Eukaryota; Oomycota; Peronosporomycetes; Peronosporales; Peronosporaceae. The coding region runs from base 1 to 2160 and encodes 719 amino acids. Gene Ontology annotation, cellular component: cytosol; nucleus. The transcript is spliced from 3 exons.
AUGGCUCCACCUCCCCAGGAGGCACCUCCUCCUUCUCCGUCCAGUUCGACAGCGUCUACUCCCACCGAGGAUCAAAUUAUUUCCAAUUGGAAGCUUUUCAACGACCUCGAGAACCGAGAGGAGGCCGAAGUGUUGGAGCUGUCACUUUUCUUGGAUGCACUCGUGAACUACAUCCCCGGUCUGGACGACGGCAAGCAAAAGCCGACAGAGCCCCACCCAGUGUCCCAACAGGACAUGGGCAACAUCGAUAUCGCCAACAUGUACGUGCAGGGAGACGAGCUGGACGAGGUUAUCACACUCAAGAACGUGGAAAGCCUCAUCGACUCGUGUCGAAAUGGCCGCAAGAUCCCACGUAACGUCGUGGUGCGUGUGAUUAAUGAAGCCAUCGUGCUGUUCCGCAAGGAUCCGACUAUGGUGGAGUUCCACAUCGCUCCUGCGAACCACAUCACCAUCAUCGGAGACUUGCACGGACAACUGGACGACUUGCUGCUGAUCCUCCGUGAGAACGGGCUGCCAUCCGAGAGCAACCCGUACUUGUUCAACGGAGACUUUGUGGAUCGUGGUGACCGCGGCGUGGAGAUCGCCGUCAUCAUUUACCUCUUCAAACUGCUGUACCCACGGCACGUACUGCUGAACCGUGGCAACCACGAAGAGAACUCGAUCACUCAAGUGUUUGGCUUCAUGAAGGAGUGCGAGGUCAAGUACGACCGAUUCGUGUACGAUCUCUUCUGUGAGAGCUUCCGCUAUCUCCCAUUGGCCACACUCAUUGACGACCGUGUGCUCGUGGUGCAUGGAGGAAUUCCUCGUGAGAAUAUUCUAGUCAAGGACCUGAACACACUGGAACGUGCUGGAUACGAUCUCACGCGAUACCGCACAAAGCCCAAGAGCCGCAAGGACCGCGAACCUCAUCGCAAGAUGCAGAUCAUCCGCGACUUGUUGUGGAGCGAUCCGAAGGCCUCCAAGGGCUACGAAGAGAACAAACGUGGCGCUGGUACAAUCUACGGUCCUGAUAUCGUGCAGAAGUUCAUGACCAAGAACAAAUUGGCUCUGGUUGUGCGCUCCCACGAGUGUGUCCCGCGGGGUUUCGACUGGCCAUACAGGGAGAAGGGGAUGCUGGUUACGCUGUUCUCAGCGUCCAACUACUGCGGUAAAGCCAACAACCUGGGCUGCUUUAUGCGCGUCCCUUCUGGCAAGGACAAACCUGCCUUCUUCCAGUACAUGGCGAGUGCCGAGAGUCGCGACAUGGCCGUGUCCAACCUGGAUGCUCUCUUCUCGCUCAUUAUCCAGUACCGAGCUGACUUGGUAGCGGAGUUUGAGCACUUUGACCAGGAGAAAUCGGGUAAGCUCGCAGUUCAGACGUGGGGCACCAUCAUGGAGGACGUGCUGGACUUGUCGUUGGACUGGAAAGCUCUUCAGCCGUUGCUGACUGCGCUGGAUGAAGAAGGAUUGGUGCCCUACUACGACUUCUUGGACCGAUACAACGCGGAAGGAGCAGUGAAACGCUCUGAGAGCGAGGAGAAGGCCGACCCGGAGCGUGAGAAGCAACGAAGCGCCUUCAACUCGCUGUACCGACAUCGCUCUCGUCUUGAGGCUCUCUUCCGUGUACUGGAUCGUGACGGCAACGGUACAAUUUCUGUGGACGAGUUGGAGAAUGGUAUCAAGGUGUUGAACGAGCAUUUGCCUCCUGGAACGAAGCCUUUCAGCACCAACGGUAUGGACUACAUGCGUAUGAUGGACUUCAGUCACGACAACGAGAUCAACAUCAACGAGUUCAUGGAAGGAUUCCGUAUCAACGCCAAGCUCACAGUUCACGCAAAGUGGAAACGCGCCAAAAAGAAGAUUAAGGCGCUCAGUGCCAUCGGUGCAUUGCGUGGGUUCUCACUGCCCAGUAGCGCUACAGCAGCUGCGUCUGGUGGAUCGGGUGGUGUAGUAAUAGCCACCCUCGACGAGGCUGACGAGCUAGCAGAAGCCAAUCUCAACUCUCCUGUGUCGGAUCCGGAGCUUAUGACAGUUCCGAAUGCCUCUGCACCCCCGAAAUUCACCCGACAUGGCAGUGUACAGAUCAUCGCUCCGUCUGCUGCAGUGACUGCGCCCAUGGAUCUCAACGACGUUGAAGUGGAUCUCGAUGAAGGCGCAGAAAUUGUCGAGGAACGCAAGUAAACAGUGCAAAGCUGCAUUAGAAAAAAAUGUCAUUUUGCUGUA